Molecule: messenger RNA, 586 nt
Organism: Olea europaea var. sylvestris
Lineage: Eukaryota; Viridiplantae; Streptophyta; Magnoliopsida; Lamiales; Oleaceae
Product: aldehyde dehydrogenase family 3 member F1-like
Exons: 2
Coding region: 182-571 (129 amino acids)
Biological process (GO): aldehyde metabolic process
Cellular component (GO): cytoplasm
Molecular function (GO): aldehyde dehydrogenase (NAD+) activity
Source: RefSeq, a predicted model, not a curated record
UGCAUUUAAUCGCGGAUUGCCAACUGCAUUUACUGCAGAAGGCGGCCUGAAAUAUGGACCAUAGGCUAUGACAGAUUUACUUUCAUAUAGUAACUUUCAUAUAGUAAAUUCUACGCGCAUAAACUCAAUUGGAUUGGCGUGAGUAGAUUAGAACCGAACUUUACUUUUCUACUUCCCAAAAAUGGAGGAAAUAGUCGCAAGAUUGGGGAAAAAUUUAGCUGAAUUGCGACAAAAUUUCAGGAGCGGAAGAACAAGAGGAUUGGUAUGGAGAAAAACACAGCUUAGAGCAAUCCUUAAACUCGUAGCAGAAAAUGAAGAUGAAAUUUUUGAAGCACUCAAUCGAGAUCUUGGGAAACACCCCGCUGAAGCUUAUCGAGAUGAGAUUGGAGUGGUGAAAAAAUCAGCUGAAUACUCGUUGCAUCAUAUUGAGAAAUGGAUGGCUCCCAAAAAGGUUAGUUGUUUCCUGAAACACUACUUUGUUUAUUGCAUUAAGAAGCAUGGGAUUACCCUUCAAUCAGAACUGCAGGGUAACAAUUUAAAUAUAAAACUGAAAACCUUGAAUAUUGCUUAGGUUCAACACUUCCCC